Bipolaris victoriae FI3 is the source of this 534-nucleotide messenger RNA. RefSeq lists its product as hypothetical. The coding region runs from base 1 to 534 and encodes 177 amino acids. Lineage: Eukaryota; Fungi; Ascomycota; Dothideomycetes; Pleosporales; Pleosporaceae. The record is from RefSeq and is a predicted model, not a curated record. The transcript has a single exon.
AUGGUCUUCACGACCACUCUUCUCUCUACCCUCACCAACGCCAUCGCCAUUCCCCCCUCUACCAUCAACCCCACAGGCGUAAUCCACCGCAUUACCGCCGGCUCCACAACCGCCAACUCUGGCCUGCACUUCGAGCCCGAAAACGUCGUCGCCCUCCCCGGCGACCUGAUCGAAUUCCACUUCCUACCCAAAGCGCACUCGGUAGUUCAAUCAUCUUUCGCCCAACCCUGCGCACCCCUCAACACCCCCGACGCCUUCUUCUCCGGCUUCAACUUCAAUACGACGGCCGGUGAAGCUCCCAAUGUCUUCACGUUCAUGGUCAAGGAUACAAAGCCUAUGUGGUUCUACUGCUCGCAGACGAACGGCGAUCACUGCCAGAGGGGCAUGAGCGGAGUUAUCAACCAGGAUUUCAACGAUAAUGAGAAGACGUUGGCCAAGUACAAGGAGGCGGCCAAGGGGACAGUGACCAAGCAGCCCAGUGCUGAUCCGGCGAAGAGUCAGGGUGGGCAGAUUAAGCCUAAUGUGCCUCUUUGA